Messenger RNA from Gastrolobium bilobum, 1167 nucleotides. Its product is annotated as cytochrome b561 and DOMON domain-containing protein At5g48750-like. The transcript has 4 exons. NCBI's taxonomy places the organism in Eukaryota, Viridiplantae, Streptophyta, Magnoliopsida, Fabales, Fabaceae. The record is from RefSeq and is a predicted model, not a curated record. The coding region runs from base 1 to 1167 and encodes 388 amino acids.
AUGUUUUCGUUUGGAAACCUUCUCUUUUUUCUCAUACUCUUCACACACAUCUUUGUUUCUCACACUUUCAAUGAACCAAAGCCAUGCAGUUCAUACACUUUUCCUAAUCACAUUAACUAUGCAGCAUGCAAGGAUUUGCAAUUUUUGAAAUCCUCUAUGCACUGGAAUUACUAUCCAUCCUCAAGAACAGUUGAUGUUGCUUUCAAGAAGGAAAACACAACGGACUCUAGUUGGAUUGCUUGGGCCAUCAACCCCACCUCAAAGGGUAUGGUUGGUUCCCAAGCAUUUGUGGCUGUUCCAACAUCUUAUGGGACUUUCAAAGCCUAUACCUCACCAAUAACAAGUUAUGAAACUCUCUUGCAACACGGUAAUCUUAGUUUCCCUGUUCAUAAUGUUUCGGCAAUCUACACAGACGGCCAUAAGAUCAUCUUUGCAAGUUUCCAACUUCCAUCCAAUGUGACUUUGGUGAAUCACGUUUGGCAAGAAGGUUUUGCUUCGGAUGAUGGAACUUUAAAAGCACAUUUCCUAUCAGGACCUAAUCUUCGGUCUUUUGGUACCUUGAAUUUUAUAUCUGGGAAUGUUUCAGAAACAGGUGUAAAAGUGAAUUCCUCAAAUACUACACUAAAAGACGUUCAUGGAAUCUUGAGUUCUUUUAGUUGGGGAUUUUUAAUGCCUCUUGGGAUAAUAUUCGGCUUCAUGAAAGAAAUUGAAUUUGAUUGUGGAGCACCUGCAAGCUUUUUGCAUCGAGCAUGUGUAUCUCUGACCAAAGAUCUUGGCAGACUUCAUUAUUUCUUAGGGAUCGAAGUGGCACAAUCCAAGCAGGGUAUUUCCAUUUGUCAAAGAAAGUAUGCUGCAGAUAUCCUAGAGAAGACUGGUAUUUCAGGAUGUAAGCCCAUUGAUAUACCUAUGGAUCCUAAUGUCAAACUGUUACCAGGACAUGAGGAGCCAUUGUCAGAUCCUAGUUGUUAUCGCAAAUUAGUUGGAAAAUUAAACUAUCUUACCUUGUCAGGAUUCUUCGAUACAUCAAAAGAGCACCAGGAAUGGGUUUGUUAUACACAAAUAAAGGAAAUACGAAUGUGUGUAGCUAUUCAGAUGCUGAUUGGGCAAGUUCUCCUUCAGAUAGACGCUCCACUUCGGGGUAUUGUGUUCUCCUUGGAGAAAAUUUGA